AUGCUCAGUCUUUCAUUCAAAAACGCGCUGAGAUUUCUUGCUAUAUCGGGCGCAUGCUCUGCUAGACUGGACCCAAGAGCUAGUAUUACGACCGAUCAACAUUCUGCUUUAGAGAUUAUUUUUCCAUCACUUUUUGGCUGGGAAGAUCUUGCCAAUGAGAUAGGCCAGACUAUCGAGUGUGACGUAUGCCAAGCAGCAUUGGUUGCAGCAAAUGCUGUAAUUGAUAUCAUUGGUGAUGAUCUUACUCUCGAUAUUGCAACAGAUAUUUGCAAAACUUUUGAAAAGGAGGACGUUUGCACUGGUGCCGUUGGUGCUCUUGGCCCUUAUGUUCUGAAGAUGAUCACCACUUCUUCUGACUCCUUGCUUGGAUAUGGCGGUGAGCUUAUUUGCAACUCUUUUAUGGGUACCUGUACGGAUUUUGAGCCAAAAACCGUUGACUUCACGAGAGACGCAUCCUCUCAAGCUGCUACCAAUUACAUAAACAGCACGAAGUCAAAAGAUUUGCUCACUAUUCUUCACAUCUCGGAUAUCCACUAUGACCCUGCAUACUCUAUUGGAUCAGAAGCUGACUGUGGCUACCCACUAUGCUGUGAAGAGAGAACACAAACAUCAAGUACUGUCAAAGCGCCUGCAACCAAGUAUGGUGCUUACUUGUGUGACUCGCCAAUAGACUUGGUCAAAAGUUUCGGCGAGUAUCUCGAGUCAACUAUUGGUGGAUCCCCGGACUUUACUCUGUUCACUGGUGAUGUGCCUCCACAUAAUGUGUGGUAUGAUAACGAAACCACUGUCACCGAAGCUUUUACAAUUUACUCCGUCCUUGGUGACUAUUUGAAGUCUCCAGUUUACGCCACUUUUGGAAAUCAUGAUACUGCACCAGUCAAUCUCAUAGAGCCUGCUUUACUCGCAGACGGAUCUUUACCAAAUCAGUGGGCACUGGAUAACUUGGGAUCCUAUUUUGGUAAUUGGUUACCUUCUACUACAAUAUCUCAGUUUGAAUCAAACCACGGCAUCUAUUCCGUUAGACCAGCCCCAGGUCUGAAACUGAUUAAUCUUAAUACUGUUGAUUGUUACUAUUACAACUUUUAUGUGCUAUACAAUGGUGGAUCAGAUGUUGACCCCAAUGACCAGUUACAAUGGUUGGUCAACGAAUUGGAAGACAGCAAGUCUAGAAAUGAAAGCGUGUGGAUACAGGCACACAUUGCACCUGGUGAUAGUGACUGUGUAAUCCCCUGGUCAAAUCUGUUCAACGAAAUUGUCAAUGAUUAUUCGGAUAUCAUCAAAGGGCAGUUUUAUGGUCACAGUCACGAGGACAAAUUCAUUCUAAAUUUUGACUACAAAAGUAAUGCAGUUGGUGUCCAGUAUUUGGCCCCAUCAAUCACCACUUUUACUGAUCUGAACACAGGUUAUAGAGUCUACAAGGUUGAUCCUGAAUCUUACGAGAUUGUAGAAUCUUUAACCUAUUACGCUGACAUCUCUGCUACAAGUAAUGAUACACCACCAGAAUGGAAGUUGGAAUACUCUGCCCGUGAUUAUGUUCCUAAUUGGCCAAAAGCUUCUCCAUUGAAUGCUACGUUUUGGAACGAGGUUUUGAAAACCUUUGAAGCAAAUAACACUGCAUUCGAACUUUACUCCUUGUACAUGACGAAAAGCUGCUCCGCUUCUACAGUAUGCACGGAAGAGGGUUGUAAGGCAAAGGACAUUGCUCAAAUCAAGAGUGGCAACACUCUGAACAAGUACUACACUCCGCUUAUUGAUGUCAAUUCUUCCAAAAAUUUGACAACAGUGGCAUCGACAGUCUCUUCAGCAAAAAAUUCUACUAGCAGCUCCCUCAAGAAGAGAUGUAUGCAUAUCUGA
Molecule: messenger RNA, 1854 nt
Organism: Ogataea philodendri
Lineage: Eukaryota; Fungi; Ascomycota; Pichiomycetes; Pichiales; Pichiaceae
Exons: 1
Coding region: 1-1854 (617 amino acids)
Biological process (GO): sphingomyelin catabolic process
Molecular function (GO): sphingomyelin phosphodiesterase activity
Source: RefSeq, a predicted model, not a curated record